Pomacea canaliculata is the source of this 2157-nucleotide messenger RNA. Its product is annotated as L-methionine gamma-lyase-like. Gene Ontology annotation, cellular component: cytoplasm. The transcript is spliced from 10 exons. Gene Ontology annotation, molecular function: pyridoxal phosphate binding; carbon-sulfur lyase activity. Lineage: Eukaryota; Metazoa; Mollusca; Gastropoda; Architaenioglossa; Ampullariidae. The record is from RefSeq and is a predicted model, not a curated record. The coding region runs from base 152 to 1405 and encodes 417 amino acids. Gene Ontology annotation, biological process: transsulfuration.
AGUCAGGUUCAGGCUGCACCGCUUACAAUGGGGUUAACGUACGUACAAACUCCGACGGCAGGGUACGACUAAGUCGGUUGUACAGACGUUAGCCACACUUCAUCUCUGUGCAGGACACGUAGCUGGCAGCACAGUCAUCCCCACAGCCACAAUGAGCAAGCGAAAGACACCUGCCCAAAGCACCCUUGAAGAGAAGGUGCAUGGCCUGAGUCUGCAAGACGUCUCCUUGGACACGGCUGCGGUCAGUGCCAGGCUGCACUUCCAGGGCACAGUGACCUACCCUUUGGUACCCCCCGUGUACCACUCGUCCACCUACGUCCUGGACAAGGUGGAGGACUUCCUGGGCGCGCUGCAAGAUGGAGGAGCUGUCUACUCGCGGUUGUCCAACUUCACCAACGACUCGGUAGAGUGCGCCAUCAACGCCCUGGAGCAAGGGGCAGGAAGUCUGGUGUUCAGCAGCGGCAUGGGCGCCAUUUCCGCCAUCUUCUUCGCCUUCCUCAAAGCAGGGGAUCACGUGGUCUGCCAAAAUCCAGUAUACUCUGGUACGAUGGAUCUGCUUAAGAUGUUCGCCAGCAACUUCAACGUCGAGGUCUCGUGGGUCAAGGCAGGCUGCUCGGUGGACGAGUACAGGAAGCUUGUGAGAAAGAACACUCGGAUGCUAUUCGGUGAGACACCGUGCAACCCCGAGAUGUCCAUCCUAGACCUAAAGGAGUUUGGUGAGCUUGGCCGGUCGCUGGACAACGUCCUGACUGUGGUGGAUGGUACCUUCGCUAGCCCCUACCUGCAGCAGAUCCUCAAGUUUGGAAUCGACAUUUCUGUUCACAGUUGCACCAAGUACAUGGGAGGUCACAGUGACCUGAUAGCGGGAUGUUUAACUACCCGUACAAUGGACCAAUGGCGGCUGCUGAAGAAACUGCAAACUAGUAUGGGCGCCUGUUUGUCGCCCCACGAUGGCAGCCUUUUACUGAGAGGCCUCAAGACUCUGCCUCUGCGUAUGAAGAAGCACAGCGAGAAUGCACAGAAGGUGGCAGAGUUCUUGGAGAAUCAUCCUAAGGUGCUAAGAGUGCGUUACCCAGGACUCGUCUCACAUCCGGGUCACGAGGUCGCCAAACGACAGAUGACGGCUUUUGGCGGCAUGAUCAUGGCGGACGUUGCCGGGGGAGUUGCGGGAGGAAAGGCAUUCGCAGAGAAUUUACGGGUGGCCAAGCUGGCCGUAUCGCUGGGUGGAGUGGAGACCAUCUUAGAGCAUGCGUACUCCAUGAGCCACGGACCCUACCUGCUGAGCGAAGAAGAGAUAAAAGAAGCAGGCAUUACACUCGGUAUGCUACGAAUCAGUAUUGGCAUAGAGGACGCUCAAGACAUCAUCAAUGACUUUGAGCAGGCGCUGGCCAGAAUCCAGGUGUAGGUGUUACGGCGGUGGUGGAGGUGAUGGUGUGCUGCUGUAAAAAUUGACGGUUAUGCUCCAGCACAUCCAUGCGUGCUUUUGUUUGUGAUGGAUCCAAUGUUUUCACUGGGUUGCCGAGAAGCAGUCGUGGUCGCUCAUUCACUGGACGACGACCUUAAGUAGCGACUAUGGCGAAAGGUCUUCAGGGGUGUAGAUACAACCUGUUUCUACCUGUUGACUUAGUUCUCUUGGCAUGCCAUCAUCCGCUUCUCCAGGCAUGUUAUGCACGAUCAUGAAAAACAGAACACUUACAUUUUCACCAGGAAUAUACAUAGAAAACUCAUUUUUUGAGGGUCUAAUUUGAAUAAAGAGACCGACAAAAGCUAUGAACGUUUGAGAAUGAGAUACUAAAUUGCAUUAAGAUUACCAGACUGCAUGCCUUGUAUCAACGAGAAAUAUUGCGUGUAGUUUUAUUCUGAUACAGGAUUUCAGAAGGGCAGAACAAGAAGUGCCUCCAAUCUCAUUUUUCACCAGGCACGCAGAUGGAAUCAAGGGAGAUAAAUGAGUGGCGCAAGGGAUCUAGCUUCUGACAUUCCUUCCCACUUCAUCUCUUUUGGCACUAGUCAUUUACACCGUACUUUAAAUUGGAUAAUACUUGGAAUGCUUCUUCUUUUUCUUGUAUCUUCGUUUCUUUUUUAACGUAUUAAACUGCUUGACAUUUAUUCAAUAAAGUUCGUUACUUAUUCAAGAAUAAAAAAUUACAUGUAUUUAGA